Molecule: messenger RNA, 2429 nt
Organism: Siniperca chuatsi (mandarin fish)
Lineage: Eukaryota; Metazoa; Chordata; Actinopteri; Centrarchiformes; Sinipercidae
Product: solute carrier family 22 member 5-like
Exons: 11
Coding region: 94-1806 (570 amino acids)
Biological process (GO): transmembrane transport
Cellular component (GO): membrane
Molecular function (GO): transmembrane transporter activity
Source: RefSeq, a predicted model, not a curated record
GGGCAGGUGAGGUGAAGGCAGACCAUUCUGUUUUCACUUUUGCAGUAGAAAAUGUAGAUAAAGACUGGAGGGCACAGUUUGGAUUAGGAGACUAUGAAGAAUUAUGAUGAUGCCACAGCAUUCCUGGGUCCGUGGGGACGUUUCCAGCAGAUUGUCUUCUUCCUGCUCUGUGCCAGCAUCUUUCCCAAUGGACUUGGGGCUUUCUCUCUUGUCUUUGUGACCGACAUUCCCAGUCACCACUGCUUGGUUCCUGAAAUCAACCUGACCCAAGAUUGGCGCACUGCCAUCAUCCCGAUAGAGGUGGUGAAUGGGAAACAGGAGCUGAGCAGGUGCAGCAGAUACAGGCUGGAUGUGGUCAGAAAUCUCUCUGCUCAGGGAUUCAUUCCUGGCAGAGACGUCAACCUCACUGACCUGGAGCAGGAGGGCUGUGUGGAUGGGUGGAGCUACAGCAGAGACAUCUACCAAUCCACCAUAGUCUCUGAGUUUGACCUGGUGUGCAGUGAGCAAUGGAAGCAGCCAUUCACCUCCACAAUUUACUUCUUGGGAGUUCUUUUUGGAUCUUUCUCCUCAGGACAGCUCUCAGACAGAUAUGGGAGAAAGCCUGCUCUCUUUGUAACAAUGGCGGUUCAGACAAUUUUUACCUUUGCUGAAAUAUUUUCACCUUCUUGGACGGUGUUGUCCAUCCUCCUCUUCAUCAGUGGAUUGGGACAGAUCUCCAACUAUGUAUCUGCUUUUGUGCUGGGCACUGAAAUCUUGACUGGCAAUGUUCGGGUCCUGUUCUCAUCUAUGGGUGUUUGUCUGGGCUUUGCCUUUGGCUACAUGAUGCUGCCUCUCUUCGCUUACUAUUUAAGAGACUGGAAAUCUCUCCUGUUGGCUUUGUCUGUGCCUGGCCUGCUCUACCUCCCCCUCUGGUGGUUCAUCCCGGAGUCUCCUCGAUGGCUACUCUCUCAGGGACGAGUGGAGGAGGCCGAGGCCAUAGUGAGAAAGGCUGCUAAGUGGAACAAAGUUCAGGCUCCGGGGGUCAUCUUUCAAGAUUACAGUAUACCUGCUGAUGAGACAAAGACACACCCUAAGGAACACCACAAUGUCUUCAGCUUGCUGAGGACAAGAAACAUGAGAAACACAACUGUCAGUCUGUGCCUGGUGUGGUUCACUCUGAGUACUGGCUACUUUGGCCUGUCCCUGAACACAUCCCGACUUCAUGCUGACCCCUAUAUCAGCUGCUUCAUCUCAGCAGCUGUAGAGAUACCAGCAUAUAUUUCCAGCUGGCUGGCGCUGCUAUACCUUUCACGACGACUGUCUGUCAUCUGUAUCUUGCUCCUGGGAGGAGUGUCACUGUACUUCAUUCAACUGGUGCCUCAAAGUUUAUCAAAUCUGUCUGUUGCUCUGGAGAUGCUGGGUAAAUUUGGUAUUACCGCAGGUACAUCCCUGAUGUUUGCCUACACAGCAGAGCUUUACCCAACAGUGCUCAGGAACACAGCCACGGGGAUAUGCACUACUGUUUCCAGAGUGGGCAGCUGCAUUGCACCUUUUUUGUUACAGCUGAGUAUAUACUUUAAGUACCUGCCUUAUAUUACAAUGGGGAGUCUAGCAGUUGUCUCUGUCUUUGCCACUCUCUUCCUUCCAGAGAGUUUUGGACGACCUCUACCCGAAACUAUUCAACAGAUGCAUAAGAGAGAAAGGUGUACAAACCAAGAGGGUCCUUUCAAAUCUCAGCCCUGGUUCUUUCUCUGUGGAGGUUCCAAGUGCUCCCAAGUUAUUGGAUUUUUUUCUAGCAAUCUGGUUUCAUCUAAACACGUACAGUAGAUCAAUUGUGGAUUUAAGUGUAAGUUUUAAAGGUUUUUUAAGUGUGAAUGUAUGACAUACUGUAGUCUUGGGACCGCUGCUGAAAAAGGAAUAAAAUGAGAUUUAUGUCAUAAAAGUUUGAGAUAAAUGCAUAAGGAACUACAGUCACCAUAGCUGAACAAACUACCCAGUUAUUGUACUUAAACCACCUGUUGCUACUGAAAAAGUGUACCUGAGGUUUUUCCCCAGGCAGACCUACCUGAUACUGGGUGUUCACACAAGAAAAUAGCAACAAAAAAUGUCACAGAUUAUUCUUUUAAUAUAACCACCAAAACCAAUAAUCAUCAUCGUGACUCUGAGAGGAUGUGACAAUAAGUCUUUGAAGUAAACACACCUGUUCAUGAUGAUGAUGAAAAUGAAGUUGGUAGCAGUGAAAAAGUAUUCAAACAUUGCAGCAUUUUUAGUUUUACUUUAUGCUGAAUACUAAACCAAAUUAUGUUUUUGUCUUUUGUCCCAACAGCAUAAAGUGCCUAUUCAUCACUAGAAAAGAACAUUCAAAACCUGUGGUGCUUUUCGAAAGUCGACUCUGAUUGUCUAAAACAUCACUAACAUGAAUGACUUAUUAAUAAAUAUUAUCAUUCCUA